This is a messenger RNA of Anisakis simplex (herring worm), 276 nucleotides long. NCBI's taxonomy places the organism in Eukaryota, Metazoa, Nematoda, Chromadorea, Rhabditida, Anisakidae. The record is from the annotation of a GenBank genome assembly.
AUGGCAUCAACUGUAACUGUCAGUAUGAAACGCGAUCGUAUUCCACGAAUGAACGAUGCCAUAAAAUUCUGUAAGGACUUUACGGCUGGUGCAACGGCUGCCGUUAUUGCAAAAACCAUUAUUGCACCAAUUGAACGAGUUAAACUGAUCCUUCAGCUUCAAUCAGCCCAACAAACAAUCGAAGUGUCUAAACGAUACAGAGGAAUGGUCGACUGCUUUAUUCGAGUACCACGUGAGCAAGGUUUCUUGUCGUUUUGGCGUGGUAAUAUGGUCAAC